AUGCAGAUUGCAACUGUUGUAGCAUCAACCAACAGCAUAGGAGUUUCUGGUCAUAUCAACGUGUGGAGUCCUGUAGUUUUAGAAAACCAACUCUCAGAUACUUCUGUUUUUGUUGCAAGUUAUGAUGGUGCUCUUAGUAACGCCAUUCAAGCAGGCUGGAUGGUAAAUUCAGAUUUAAAACAGAACUCUUCUCGGUUUUAUGCCUAUUGGACCAAGGAUACUGGGAAGACUACAGGGUGUUACAAUGCAUUGUGUCCAGGAUUUGUUCAAGUUAGUCAAAGAAUUACUCUUGGCCAAGUAAUUGAUCCUAUAUCAAUUUAUUCGGGUCAACAUUAUUUUAUACCCACCACCAUUCAACAGGACCAAGAUACGAAAAACUGGUGGCUUUCCUUUGGAACUGAGGGUGUUGGAUAUUUUCCAAAGGAGCUGUUUAGUACCUUAACGGAAGGAGCAACAAGAGUUGGUUGGGGAGGAGAAGUUAACAGCCCAACAACGGCGGUUACUCCAGCAAUGGGAAGUGGUCAUUUCCCAGAAGAAGGAUAUGCAAAAGCUUGCCUUAUAUCAAAGAUGAGAGUGAUAGGUCCACAGUUUUUUCUUAAUGGAACAGACCUUAAACAGAUUAUGACUAAACCAAAUUGUUACAGGGCUAAAUAUGGUGGAGAUGUUGGGGGUGACUAUGAAAACCAUAUGUUUGUUGGCAGACCGGGAAAUUGUGUGCCUUAA
Molecule: messenger RNA, 723 nt
Organism: Chenopodium quinoa (quinoa)
Lineage: Eukaryota; Viridiplantae; Streptophyta; Magnoliopsida; Caryophyllales; Amaranthaceae
Exons: 4
Coding region: 1-723 (240 amino acids)
Source: RefSeq, a predicted model, not a curated record